AUGGCAUCGAGACAGCUUGCUCGAACCCGCCUUCUUCGAACGCCAGCUCUAUCAUCAACCCGCAUACUCCGGCCUGCUCAUCCACUCCGAUUUUGCCCGGAGACACUCUCCGUUCUACCUCGAGCUUCCGUGGCCGCUACCCUCCAGUCCGUAUCGUUCGUCCGCAACUAUGCCAGUGGACGACCUCAUCCGCCAGGUGGUACACACCGGAUGAACCUGGGCGGCGAACCAGAGAAGUCAGCGUUAGAACAGUACGGUGUGGAUCUCACUGAAAAGGCUAAGAACGGAAAACUCGACCCGGUUAUCGGAAGAGAUUCCGAAAUUCAUCGCACUAUCCAAGUACUGUCGAGAAGGACAAAGAACAAUCCCGUACUCAUUGGCGCGGCAGGUACCGGCAAGACAGCAAUUCUGGAGGGAUUGGCUCAAAGAAUUGUGCAGGGAGAUGUUCCAGAAAGCAUCAAAGAAAAGCGUGUUAUCGCCCUUGAUCUGGGCUCGCUCAUUGCGGGUGCGAAGUUCAGAGGUGAUUUUGAAGAACGCUUGAAAUCCGUUCUCAAAGAAGUUGAGGAUGCGCACGGCGGCGUGAUUCUCUUCAUUGAUGAACUUCAUACUUUGCUCGGACUCGGAAAGGCUGAGGGCAGUAUUGAUGCUGGCAACUUGCUGAAGCCAGCACUAUCCAGAGGAGAAUUGCAGUGUUGUGGUGCCACCACGUUGAACGAGUACAGAUUGAUUGAGAAAGAUGUCGCUUUGGCAAGACGGUUCCAGCCUAUUCAAGUUGGCGAACCAUCAGUGGCUGCUACAAUUUCCAUCCUGCGUGGUAUUAAGAACAAGUACGAAGUUCACCACGGUGUACGAAUCACAGACAGUGCUCUGGUCGCCGCUGCAACAUAUAGCAACCGUUAUAUCACCGAUCGAUUCCUCCCCGACAAGGCCAUCGAUCUUGUUGACGAGGCGGCCUCAGCUCUACGACUGCAGCAGGAGUCGAAGCCCGAUGAGAUCAGAGAACUCGACCGGGAUAUCACAACUAUCCAGAUUGAGCUCGAGUCACUGCGCAAGGAAACCGACGUUGUCAGCCGAGAAAGACGUGACAAAUUGCAGGAAGAUCUCAAGGCCAAGCAGGAAGAGUCAAAGAAGCUGACUGAGGUCUGGGAGAAAGAAAAGGCUGAAAUUGAGACAGUUAAACGUACCAAAGAGGAACUGGAACGCGCUCGAUUUGAGCUGGAUCAAGCACAGAGGACGGGCAACUUCGCCAAGGCUGGAGAAUUAAGAUACUCCACGAUCCCCAGCCUUGAGGCUAAGCUUCCCAAAGAGGGAGAGGAAACGGUUGGGCUCAAACCAACCCUCAUUCACGAUGCUGUGACCGCGGAUGAUAUCGCCAACGUCGUGUCUCGGACCACUGGCAUCCCCGUCAACAAGCUUAUGGCUGGAGAGGUCGAGAAACUCAUCCGCAUGGAAGACACCCUUCGAACGUCGGUCCGUGGUCAAGAUGAGGCCCUUGCCGCUGUUGCCAACGCCGUUCGCAUGCAGAGAGCAGGUCUUAACGGCCAAAAUCGUCCGCUGGCAUCAUUUAUGUUCCUUGGCCCGACUGGUGUCGGAAAGACCGAGCUUUGCAAGAAGAUGGCCGAGUUUUUGUUCUCCACCGAGACUGCCGUCUUACGAUUUGAUAUGAGCGAGUUUCAAGAGAAACACACUAUCAGCCGUCUCAUCGGAUCUCCUGCCGGAUACGUUGGGUACGAUGAUGCUGGACAAUUGACCGAGGCUGUGAGACGCAAGCCCUAUGCAAUUCUCUUGUUUGACGAGUUCGAAAAGGCCCAUCGCGAUAUCUCCGCAUUGCUUUUGCAGGUUCUGGACGAAGGAUUCUUGACUGAUGCCCAGGGCCACAAGGUUGAUUUCAGAAACACGCUCAUUGUUCUGACCUCGAACCUUGGUGCUGAAAUCCUUGUCGGUGCUGAUCCUUUGCACUCCUUCAAAGACUCCGAUAAUGAUGCCGAGCUCUCCACCGACAUCAAGAAGGCAGUCAUGGAAGUUGUGCAGUCUGCCUAUCCUCCAGAGUUCCUCAACCGUAUUGAUGAAUUCAUCAUCUUCAAGAGACUUUCUCGGGAGGCUCUUCGCGAUAUCGUCGAUAUUCGAAUCAAGGAGCUUCAGUCAAGACUCGACGAUCGGCGCAUUACUCUCAAGGUCGAGGAUGAAACCAAAGACUGGCUCUGCGAGAAAGGCUACGACCCUAAAUAUGGUGCUCGGCCUCUGAACCGCCUGAUUGCCAAGGAGAUUGGCAACAGACUGGCCGACAAGAUCAUCCGUGGUGAACUGUCGUCUGGGCAGACUGCCCUUGUGACCUUUGACGCCGAUAAGACUGGACUCCAGGUUACGGCAGAAGGCGCCAAGCAGGAGAAGUCAUGA
This is a messenger RNA of Aspergillus clavatus NRRL 1, 2397 nucleotides long. It is a transcript of the gene hsp78, whose product is annotated as chaperone ATPase HSP78. NCBI's taxonomy places the organism in Eukaryota, Fungi, Ascomycota, Eurotiomycetes, Eurotiales, Aspergillaceae. The transcript has a single exon. Bases 1 to 2397 code for a protein of 798 amino acids. Gene Ontology annotation, molecular function: ATP binding; ATP hydrolysis activity. The record is from RefSeq and is a predicted model, not a curated record. Gene Ontology annotation, cellular component: mitochondrial matrix; cytoplasm. Gene Ontology annotation, biological process: cellular response to heat.